CUCUGUUGUUUCUCUCGCAAGAUGCUUUAAUAAUGUUGAGGCCCGGGGUGUGGGGAAGGCCAGUCGAUGAAUGAUAGUGGGUAUGUGUUUUCAAUUUACUGCAUUGGUGGUGUGUUCAGGAUUACUGUCAAGCUGACAAAUGAAGCAGUUACCAAUAACGCGAAAUUCCUUGUGUAUCCCAUACCACUUGUGUGAUUCUGAUUCACGCGCCGCUGCAAAAAUUCCCACAGUCGUGAAAGCAGCAGAGAUGAUGCUGCCACAGAUCCGUAUUACCUCGCUAGCAGGUUGUAAGCUAACUGAAUACAGGCAGCAAAGUGCGGGCAGAAGGUGAUGUUCCACCCAUUUUAACACAGGCUGAGCACUCCGUGGUUUUCAUCGACUCUUCACAGGCAGGUCUAACUUCCGAACUUUGGCGACAUGACGACGCGAUCUGAGAGAGAAAAAGCCCAGAAACUGAAUGAGCAGCAUCAGGCCAUUCUGUCCAAACUGCUGAGAGAAGAGGAUAACAAGUACUGUGCUGACUGUGAAGCUAAAGGGCCUCGGUGGGCGUCAUGGAACCUCGGGGUGUUCAUGUGUAUCCGCUGUGCCGGCAUCCACCGCAACCUGGGUGUCCACAUCUCCAGAGUCAAAUCUGUCAAUUUGGAUCAGUGGACACCUGAGCAGAUCCAGAGUAUGGUGGACAUGGGCAACACCAGGGCCAGACAGCUGUAUGAAGCCCACCUACCGGAGAACUUCAGGCGACCACAGACGGACCAAGCAGUGGAAGUCUUUAUCCGGGACAAGUAUGAGAGGAAGAAGUACUACAACAAAGAGGCUUUGGCCACAGCUCAACAGAAGUCGUCUGAAGCGACUCCUCCCACCACCUCGCCGUCCUCGCAGACUGACAAGAGCAGACAGGAGAAGGAGCAUGAAAAGAAAAAAGAGGAGAGGAAGAAAGAGAAGGAUGGUGACAAAGUGGAGAGACACAGCAACUCAAAGGCAGAGUACAGAGGCAGUCCUAAGAAAGGCACAGAGCCAGCCGUGGACCUGCUGGGUCUGGAUGCUCCAGAGGGGGGUGGGAAGGGCUCAGGCGGUGCUGCACCAAUUGGUGAUGAACUGGAUAUCUUUGGACCAAUGGUCUCCAACCCGCUCCCCUCAUCCAACAACACACAGCAGGCUCAGUCCGGCUCCAGUAUAGCAAGUCCACAGGUGGACCCCUCCACCUCCUCCUCUUCUUCCUCCUCUACUUCCACCACUACCACGGCGAAGGCAGAGGAGAAGAAGCUUUUAUCUAAAGACUCGAUCCUGUCCCUGUACGCAAGCAGCUCAGUGGGCAGUCAGCCACAAAGCCAGCAACAGCCUGCUCCAGGACAAGGCGGUGUGUACAUGGGCCAGCCUCAGAUGCAGUUCACUCCACAGGGCUACGCCACAGCAGUGGCUGGAAGUAUCCCACCCACCACCACCAUGAUGGGGGGAGGGGCCGUGGUGUCUGGCAUGGCCCUGCCAAAUGGGGGCUACAUGAGCAUGCAGCAGGGUGCGAUGCCUGCCAACCAAGGACAGAACAUGUACAGCAUGCAGCAAGGACAGUGGAGUAUGGGCCAGAUGACCCAGCAGAUGUCAGGCAUGGCUCUGAGUGGUGGAGGGCCUGCGCCAGCUGCUUCCAGCCAAUCAGGCGCCCCUGGGGCCGGUUGGCCCGCAGUUCCAUCGCCAGCUUCAGGCCAGACCCUCAGCACUCAGCUGUGGAAGUGACAAGGAUGGAGUCCAGAGGAUGAGGUGGUGGGGUGGGGAGUGGAGGGCAGCAACAUGGCAAGAAAACAGCCAUAUUUUCCAACCAAUCCAUGUCCUUACAGCUCUGAUUAUAUACAGCAAGGACAGUCCGUGUGCCCCAACACACCUUCUCCGCAGUUCCUUUAGAGGGCCAAGAUGACAUCACAAUGGAUUGAAGCAGUAAAAAGCAAAGCAAAAAAAAAAAACCUGGCAACCGCUAUGUUGCGUCUAUAGUCAUCUUCCUCUUCUUUUCUGAUUUCCUUUUUGUUGUUGUCGGAAAAAGACAAAGAAAACAAAAGAGAUGUAACAAAGCUGCUGGAGCAAAAACUCCAAGUGUCUGUAAUACUAAGAUGAUAUCAUUACCGAACUGGAUAGUUAGUGAGUAGUCUCUCAGUAUCUGCAGUAGAAUUGGCUGUCUUGUGGUUGGUCUAUGCUACCUGUCCUCUCCCUUCUCUCUACACUGUAUAUUGUAAUGGUCCCUCUUCCUUCCCUCCCUGCUCCUUUAGGGCAAGCACAGCCUCGUAGCAGAUAAUCAUCCAAGCAGUACUGUAUUUAUGUGAAAAAAAAAUGUGAAUCUCCUGUUUUUUUUCAGAGGCGAGAGGUCAAUGCUUCAGCUCAGAAAAACUUUGGUUCAAGGUUUUUUUAGCCUCUGCUGAAAUGAGGUCUCGCUGACCUGCUAAUACAGUAGGUGUUACUUUUGUUUUUGCACUAAUGAUCAAACAGUUCAGCCAUUUUCCCUUUGAAACGUGUGAAGUCAAGCUGUCUUGUUACAGUCUCUGCGGGUUCAGCUUAUUCCCACAGCAGACAGUGUACUGAUUACAUACACCAGUGGUUUUCAGUUGUAGGGAAACCACUUGCCCAAGGUUCAUAAUAAAUUUCUGGGUUUAUAGUAGACUUUUUUUUUUUAAAUAAACAAUUAAAUUGUUCCAUUUUCUUUUCUAUUUUAUGGUUUUUGUUUUGAUAGUAAUACUUUUAUUAUAAAGUAUUAUAUAAUUAUAUAAUAAUAUUUUAAAGUUGGAGAAGUAAAAUAUGUUAUGCUUGGGCUUGCUGACAUAUAAUCUUAAACUACUGUUUUCGCCACACAUACACAGAUUUAAAUAUAUAAGUACAUAUUUUCUUGAAAAAAAAAAGAAGAACCUUAAUGUUUGCUGUAAAGCUUGAAGCUAAGAUGCAGUUAGCUUAAUUUAGCAGACGAUAUGCGGAUAUGCUAAUCUGGCACUGUUCAUAAUGAUCCAAAAAAAAAAACAAAAAAAACAAGCAAACUGAAGUCUCUCUUAAGUUAAGCAAAAUCUCUAAUAUAUCACAAUUCAAACAAUUCACACUGUAAAUGUAAAUAUAUUAUCACAGAUUUCCCGAUUUCUAGACUUUGCGUUAUUGUAUGCUGUUAGCUGCUCGGCAAUUGAUUCACAAUUAAGAUGCCAGAGUUACUCGACCCUUAGCUUAUCCUUAUUACAUAUUCGCUUAUAUGUCAGACGAACAUCAAUGUGUGUUGAUUAGAUUAGUUUUCAGUUUUUAUUUUUAUUUUUGACUUUUUAAAACUGUUUCAAAUCUUUCCGUUCAUCUAGUUGCUACAUAGCGCUAGGGCAAUUCUUAACCUACAGGUGCUAGCUAAAAGAUUUUUCUGGAACUGGUCACCGACUCACCUGCUUAGUUAUCUAGCGACAUAACAGGGACACACUGCAAUAACUGCACUCUUUCAUCUUGAAUACCAUGAACAUACAUCUCUUUAACAAACAGAAGCCAUUAGCACAGUUAGCGUAGUUAUUUACAGGAGCUAAUGUUUAACAAAGCUGAGGCUUUGUUUGACGUCUUUUAUCGUUAUAUGUAUUUAUACACCCAAACACACGUACGUGCAUACACACACAUCUCAUUACCCAGUAUACUUUGUCAACCGAAGGUAAACUUGUCCAUGUUUAUCAAGUUGAUGGCUGCAUUAAAAAAACAACACAAACCUUCAAAUGUCAAACAUUCCCUUUAAGUCUCAGUAAUUGCUGGGCGGUCCCGCAGUCCCCUGGGUGCCUUUGGUAGCCUUGCUGUGAUGUUUUGAAGUGUUUCAAAACCAAAUGAGUUAAGUUUAGUGCAGACUGGGCUCCAACCCAGUUAAAAUAUUCCUUGUUGUUGAAGUGUGCACCGUCUCCCAUGCGCCUUGAGGGAAAUUAAAUCACCACUGGAAUCCUGGGAUCACAGCAGUAUGUCUCAACUAAACUUUAAAUAGCAGAGCAGGUACUGUAUCAGUGGUUGAUUGUGAUUCUGCGUCUCAGAUUUUUGUUAAGUGGUAAAAAAAAUAGAAGAACUGGCAGUGUGGUCCCAACUACUGAGUUGGAAAUCUGCCUUUUUAUUUGAAAUUCUGGACCUGUGUGACACCCAAAAUGCUUGUCCUUCCAUGUAUGAUGCUGUAACCGUAUGUUCCGCCAUCCGCCGUGUGAUGUUUUGUUGUGUGUAGUACAAGAAAAGCACAGUUAGUCUGCAGCAAAUAAACCUGGAUGACCAGUCAGAGGGCUAGACUGGCAGCGGGAAUGGGACUGAACAGUGAAAGAUUAAAGUGGACCUGUAUGAAAAUCCUGGAUGGGUUCAUCAUUACAUCAUCAUUACUCUUCAGUUCUCCUAAGAACACACAAGCAAAACACACCUACACACAGAUCACACUGCCGAAUGCCGAUGCAGAGAUUCAUGUCUGUACAGGGUCCCUCUGCCAUGCAAUAACUGUAGCACUCUGUGGGAGAACGUGUAUAACAACAUAUUCUUAAUAACUUAAUGUCAUCCAGGUUUAUUUCCAGUGUGUUUACAUUUUCUGGUGCCUAGUACAGAGAAAAAGAUGUGUUUUAUGCAUUAAAACUGUAAAUAUACAGGAAAUUUUCUGUGAUCAUCUUUAUUUAAUGACUCUAAAAGUAUGGUUUUAUCUUUUUCAGAUCUUUUACUUUUCUCCUUUUUUUCUGAUGCCUGUUUUACAAGUGAGUCAUUUGAAAUAAAAGCUGUUGAAU
Oreochromis aureus is the source of this 4727-nucleotide messenger RNA. RefSeq names its product small ArfGAP 1 (gene smap1). NCBI's taxonomy places the organism in Eukaryota, Metazoa, Chordata, Actinopteri, Cichliformes, Cichlidae. The transcript has 11 exons. Gene Ontology annotation, molecular function: metal ion binding; GTPase activator activity. Bases 418 to 1728 code for a protein of 436 amino acids. Gene Ontology annotation, biological process: regulation of clathrin-dependent endocytosis. The record is from RefSeq and is a predicted model, not a curated record.